GAAAUUCGUGUUCAGGAGGCAAAAAUACAUAGAAAAAACCUUGGUCAUCUACUGGCCAUUCAAGUCCGACGAAAAGCGCUCAGCGCCUAUAGACUAGUUGUAGAGAGGGCCUGAGGGAUAUAUGUUGCAGACGAGCCCGAAGCGAAGCGACGAGUGUUUUUUAAAUUACUCCAGUCAGCUCGAUCAAAAUGAGUUUAUUUAUGCUUCAUCGACUGCUACGUGCUCCGACAAAAAUUAUUCCCGUAGAAUACUGUGUCCAAGUUAAUAACUAUGCUAUACCUGGCAUGUCACUUGGUAAAGGCAAGAAGUUGGGCAAAGGAAAAGGUACAACUGUUGAAAAGAAGCUCUUACCAGUAGAAACAGAUGUUAACAAAUUAGUUACAUACUGCUGUGGCACAAAUCUUCGAAAAGAAGGUGGAGAGGAUGUAAAAUUAAAGCCCGAUGAAGAAUACCCAGAUUGGUUGUGGACAAUAAGAACUGGCCCAGCACCUAAACUCGAAGAACUUGAUCCAAACACUAAAGAAUACUGGAAACGAUUGAGAAGAGAAGGCAUUAAAAGAGAUAACAAACUUAAGUCUCUUAGAAAAUUUUAGUAUGUUUUCAGUCUUAUUUGUUAUUCUUAUUAAAAUUAUCACAAGUAUAAUACAAGUGAAAUAGAGUAAUAGGCAUUAAAAAAUUGCAAAAAUUGCAAAAAUUGUAAAUACUUUUUCAAACACAUCUAUGAACUUAGAAAUAAAAAAACCUUUGUACAUUUGCAAACAAGAUGGCAUUAUAAAAACUAGUCUAGAAGUGCACUUUUUUGUUGGUAUCUAAAUUUCUUCUCACCACACAGGUUCUCUUUUGAUAAUAAACUUUUACAGAAAGUAUUAAAAAGCACAUAAGCACAUUUUCACAUUGGCCUGCCAAACUAAAAAUUAAUUUAUUAUUUAUUCAUUUACUUAAUUAGUAAAAAUGAAGGUAUAAUAAAACAACUCAAUUAUUGUUAUGCAAACUACUUUUUAUGAGUAUACAUUUUCAUAAUUUAUAAAUAUUUACAAAAUUACUUACAACAAAGUACACAAAUUUUUACACAAAUUUAAUGUUUUAUAUGCACAAAUAAAAUGUCUAUUAAGGAAUUGGUCAGGUGAUGAUAAUCUGCUCAAUCAGCAGUGAAGGUAGUACGAGCAUCUUUUUAUUUUAAAAAAGGCUUAACAAUGUAUACUACAUAAAUACAUUCGCAAUAAAUUAAAAAUAUAUUCAAAUAA
Messenger RNA from Nasonia vitripennis (jewel wasp), 1244 nucleotides. RefSeq names its product 39S ribosomal protein L54, mitochondrial (gene mRpL54). Gene Ontology annotation, cellular component: mitochondrial large ribosomal subunit. The record is from RefSeq and is a predicted model, not a curated record. The transcript has 2 exons. Gene Ontology annotation, molecular function: structural constituent of ribosome. Bases 189 to 593 code for a protein of 134 amino acids. NCBI's taxonomy places the organism in Eukaryota, Metazoa, Arthropoda, Insecta, Hymenoptera, Pteromalidae.